Molecule: messenger RNA, 1503 nt
Organism: Diutina rugosa
Lineage: Eukaryota; Fungi; Ascomycota; Pichiomycetes; Serinales; Debaryomycetaceae
Exons: 1
Coding region: 1-1503 (500 amino acids)
Source: RefSeq, a predicted model, not a curated record
AUGACGUCGUACAAGUUUGGUAGCACUACUGACCCGGAAAAGGCAGCGCAGAUCUACGGGCUCUGUGCGCUGGAGUGGGGGUGUGGCCUCAACGCUAAGCAAUUCGGCAGCGUUGAGCGCCAGCGGUUUGAGGAGAACCACGCCCACCACCGCUACAACGUCGGCUACUACUACGAGGACAACGAGACCGGCGAGGUGGUGGCGCUGACGUUUGUGCUGAGCAUCCCCGGUUUUUUUAAGCACGUGGACACGUCGUCGACGGCGAUACCGCUGCUGUUGCUGAUUGGCGUCCAGCCAAUGACAGCGUUAUUGGUGGGCCAUGUGUUCACUGCUAAGUCGGUGAGAGGCCAAGGGUUAGCCUCAAAAUUAGUGGCGAACGCCAUUGCCGCUACCGAAGAUGACUGCUUGCGCCGUGAGCUUGACAAGGACCCGGAAUUUGCCCGUACCGUUAGAGGUGACGACGGCAGGAUUGACCACGACGUCGCCAACCAUUAUUUGGCCAAGAAAUACGUGUGGUAUUUAAACUCUGCCGUUGGUGGCUACUAUGAGCGGUUUGGAUUCAAAGGGUACCCUGUGGAUGCGUUCAUGAUCCCGUUCUCGCUUGUUGGCCAAGAGGAAGAGGAGAUGCUCGUUAAAGCCAUGGAGCUGGGAGAAAAGAUGCGUGACCGCCUGAUCAAGAUCCUCAAAGCCGGCGACGAAGCCGACCUGGCCCUCAUCCGCUAUAUCUUGCAAAACAAAGAAUUGCAGAUCGUCGCUGACCUCAACAAGACCAACUACCACCCGCAGUUGAGCCAGCGGCGCCGGUCGCUGAACCUGCUUACCCAGAUCCAGCUGGCGGCCCGUUUCCAGAACCCAGCGAUGGCAGCCAUGGCCAAUGGCGUUGAACCGGAAAAGCCUCACCGAGUAGCGUUCAUCCCCGACUAUACCUUCUUACACGGGAUGCACAUCAUCGAGCAGGCGGAGCUGAGCUUCUUGUGGGGGGGUGAUCAAGCAAAGUACCACCAGAUCGUCGGCGCCAUCAUCACCAACCACGCUACCGGCCAGCUGCACUACGUGCUCUGGGCGACUCAGAAGUACCACAAGUUCGUCGUGUUGCUGGUAGGGCGUAUCGACUACCACCCCAACCCCGGUGAAUCGGUGAGACACCGCCGCCCGCUGAUGGUGGCGCUGAUGGCGGAGCUGGACAUUCUGCACAACUAUAGCGACCUUGAGUUGGUGAUGCGGGUAGCGUGUAUUGUCGGCAAGCGGAGAUUGCCGCAACAGCCUGGGUUAUACAUCUGUGCUCCCGACUUGCCGUUAGAGAUGCCCGAAGCGGCGACCCUCGACUUUGUCACCAAUUACAUCGCCCACCAAGUGCCCAAGGACUCCGAGAACCAGGUCAAAUUGUACUCUGGCGACGAGUUUGCCAAGCAGAUGCUUCCCAUGUUGAAGAAGUUUGGCAGCAACAACCCUGCCGACGUCGACUUCGACUGGGUGUACCCCAGUAGACUCAACUGGGGCUAA